GAUUCUAGACGCAUUGUGGGCUAUCUGAACCACGCUAGGGACAGUCUGUGAGGCACCAAAAGAGAGCACUCCCUGUGGCGUGGAUAUUUCCCAUCAGGCUCAUUCUUUCCAUGAACGUGGGAGGCGGAGAGGAGUUGCCGAGGGCCAGCCCCUACCCUGAGAAUGUGCAAGGCUGAGAUCAGGGCUCCUGACCCAAGCACAGAGCAAGGAAACCGCCUCUUCUCAGACUUGACAAUCCAGUACAGACUCUUCCGCUGCUUGGCCCACUGGAAACAGUCCCUAGACUUUCUCAUGAAUUGCAAAGGGGCAGGUGUCUUACGAUAAAAAUCACAGAUUUGAUACUCUGUGACCUAUUCUGUGAUCCCCUCUGUUGCUGACAGCACAGGAAGGCAUCGGAGGCUGUGUGUGCAUGUGUGUAUGUGUGUGUGUGUGCAUGUGUACCCCCACAGCCUGGAGAAACUGAGGACCAGAGUAAUCUUUGUCCAUGCUUGAGAGAAGGAAAUCAUGGUUCAUGGCAAAAUCCCUCUCCUUCUGUGAAUAAUCGCUGAGGAAGACAAUGAAUGAGGCAAAGGAGUCCCUUCGGAGCAUCGAGCAGAAAUACAAACUCUUCCAGCAGCAACAAUUCACCUUCAUCGCCGCUCUGGAGCACUGUAGGGAGAAUGCCCACGACAAGAUCCGACCCAUCGCCAGCAUUGGGCAGGUGCAGAGCUACACAGAGCACUACUGCAACAACUCCACAGACCGGCGCAUUCUGCUCAUGUUCCUGGACAUCUGCUCGGAGCUGAACAAGCUGUGCCAGCACUUUGAGGCCCUGCACUCUGGCACUCCAGUCACCAACAACCUGCUUGAGAAAUGCAAAUCCCUGGUUAGCCAAAGCAAUGACCUAAGCAACCUUAGAGCAAAGUACCCUCAUGAUGUGGUGAACCACCUAAGCUGUGACGAGGCCAGGAAUCACUACGGAGGCGUCGUCAGCCUCAUCCCCAUCGUCCUGGACUUAAUGAAAGAAUGGAUCGCCCACUCGGAGAAGCUGCCCCGCAAAGCACUGCAGCAUGUGAGUGAGUCCCAGGCACGCCAGGAAGCCAUCGGGGCGGCGGCCACUCAUCCUUCCUGGACCACAGGCACCCAGCCUCGGUUAAGAAAACACAAACGUAGGCAACUUACAAAAGACAGCCCCAAACCUAGGAGGAAUGACAAAGGAUGUUCAAAACCUCCCUGGAGACCACCUGGCGGGAAACUGUAACUCAGAGCUGACAACCUGCGUCCCGUACAGUGCUUUGUCACUUAACUUGGUCUCCACUGUCUGAUCCAUUCUUUGGCACCCACAGCCCCCGCCACUGAUGAACCCCAAGGGGGCCUGCCCAAUAUACUGUCGAGAACCUCUCUCCUUUCUCACUUUAACUUCUAAGCUCUUGCCUCUGAGUGUCAAGGUCUGUGCCAAUGAAGAGGACCCCCACUUCCAGUGUUGUUGGGAGAGGGUGUUCUGGGGAGGCAGCUGAGAGCUGGGGCCACUGGCCUGCCCACGUGCACCCUGCCAGGCCCGGCCACGCUGCAGGUCUGGCUUUCCCGAUCGAUCCACUGAGCUGGAGGCCUCAGAGCUCCUUUCCCGCCAUAGGGGCAAGUAGGCAAGGCCCAGCUCUCUGCAAGACAAGGCUGUUUGGCCUGCCGGGAGGCUGAGGGCCAGCAUGACGAACUUCCUCAGUGUGAUUAGGUCUCUGGGCCAAAACCCAAAGUGGAGUGAACCUGCCUUCACUUCUCCUUUACUUGGGAGAGGGAGACCAUGCAAGAAGCCGGAAGAAUUCUGGUCUUACGGCUCCUGUGCAAGGACGGUUACCUGAUUUUCACAACACUGAAGGCCCCGACAUUAUAAAAUGUGUCUCUGGCUUCUGAGCUUGCUGGAAGUU
Messenger RNA from Canis lupus familiaris (dog), 1901 nucleotides. It is a transcript of the gene SPACA9, whose product is annotated as sperm acrosome associated 9. NCBI's taxonomy places the organism in Eukaryota, Metazoa, Chordata, Mammalia, Carnivora, Canidae. The transcript has 4 exons. Gene Ontology annotation, cellular component: ciliary base; sperm flagellum; acrosomal vesicle. The record is from RefSeq and is a predicted model, not a curated record. The coding region runs from base 557 to 1240 and encodes 227 amino acids.